Messenger RNA from Amyelois transitella, 5978 nucleotides. RefSeq names its product galactosylgalactosylxylosylprotein 3-beta-glucuronosyltransferase I (gene GlcAT-I). NCBI's taxonomy places the organism in Eukaryota, Metazoa, Arthropoda, Insecta, Lepidoptera, Pyralidae. Gene Ontology annotation, cellular component: Golgi membrane. Gene Ontology annotation, biological process: carbohydrate metabolic process; chondroitin sulfate proteoglycan biosynthetic process. The record is from RefSeq and is a predicted model, not a curated record. Gene Ontology annotation, molecular function: galactosylgalactosylxylosylprotein 3-beta-glucuronosyltransferase activity. The transcript is spliced from 5 exons. Bases 174 to 1043 code for a protein of 289 amino acids.
CGAGUCUGUAGUCGUCAUUUGAGACGGCGUUCCCAAAUUUAUCAUUAAUUAAUCACGAAAUGAGAUAAAUACCUUUAUAAUAAUGUUUUCAUUAUAACGGUGACAGUGAACGUCUGCGUGUGUUUGUAAUGUGCAACAGAAAUUAACAGUUCAAACUGAAUUCUGACAAUAAAAUGCCUUUUGUUAACAUCAAAAAGCAAUACUUAGCAAUCGGGAUGUUGAUUUUUGUAAUUCUGUUUUUCUUUAAUUCUAAGCCUGCUUUUCAAUGUCAGAUUUCGACGGAUAAUCAGGUGGUUUCUUACCUUCCAAUCAUCUAUGGAAUUACCCCAACGUACACCAGAUUAGCUCAAAAAGCUGACCUCACCAGGUUAUCCCAAACUUUGAUGCUUGUUAAGAACUUUCACUGGAUUGUUGUGGAAGAUGCGGAAACAAAGACAGACUUAGUAAAAAAUUUCCUAAAAGAGACUGGGCUUAAAUACACACAUUUAAAUGUGAAGACUCACAGUUCAAAACAUUCCACGGCGAGUGGCGUAGAACAACGCAACUUGGCUCUGGAUUGGCUGCGAGAUCAUUUGGCGAAGAUCGAGGACAAACGGGGCGUCGUCUAUUUUAUGGACGAUGACAAUACAUAUGCUCUCAAAGUGUUUGACGAGAUGCGUAAAAUCAACAAGGUAGGCACGUGGCCGGUGGGAAUCGUCGGCGGCAUGCGAGUCGAGAUGCCCGUGGUAACAGACGGCAAAAUAACCGGGUUCAAUGCCGUGUGGAAACCGUUCCGGCCGUUCCCUAUAGACAUGGCCGGGUUCGCGAUCAACGCGACGCUGUUCCUGGAGAAGCCAGACGCGAAGUUUUCUAGAAAAGUGCAGUCUGGAUUCCAGGAGAGCGAAAUCCUCAAGUACUUCACUACAAAAGAUGAACUGGAACCUUUAGCCGAGAACUGCACCAAAGUGUACGUCUGGCACACACGCACUCAGAAACCUUCCAUCAUAAACCCUAAGAAAUUGAAGCAUCCACCGGUUAUAUCAGACGCCCACAUUGAAGUUUGAUUCUGUAAGAUCAAGUUUAUGUGGAAAAAAAAUAUCAAUCAAUUGAGUUGUACUUUUAAAUUGCAAGUACUACUUUUUCUAAUAUUGGUAUGGGACAGUGCUUGACCAAUCAAUAAUAAUGAAUCAUUAGUCCAUCGAUAUAUGCGCGUUCCAUAUAAGACCUCGUCUAACUAACCAUUGCGGAAAUUGUGGUCAACGCACUUAAAUUAACAAUAAAAAAACUAUUGUCGAUGGAAUUCAUUUUCAAAUUACGUCAUGGGAUUAUACGGCCAUGAAUAUACAAGUCAAUCUCUUAAUUUUUAGGGGUACUAUUUAAAACUAUUAGGGGUACUAUUUAACAAUAAUAGGUUUGGAAUAAAAUAAUACACGUGGUAAUAUUUACGCAUAUUGCUGCUGUACUCAAGCGGUUGAUUUUGACUAUAAAAUAUUCAAAUAACGCGCCUAACAACCUGAGUUUUGUAUUAAUUUGAUGCAAAAAUACUCCAGUUUAUAUUCACAUAUAUCUUAAUAUAAACAUUAUUUAUGAAGAUUUUUUUCAAGAACAUAUAUAAUUUUGAUUAAACAUAUUCAUUAGCCAGCAUAAAAGUAGGUAUGACCCGCUCGUACAGGUCAGAAUUUUGAAUGUUUCUCAAUGUACUUAUAAGGCGUCUCCGUCAUAUUCUAUCACAAGUACAGCGGCCCACAACUGAGAUGUGGUACACUGUACAGCGGAAUACAGAAUUAAAUUCAGUUUUACAAACUUUUGCCAUGAAAAAUUGUUGUCAGUAAUAUGUUAAACGAAAACGAAUAUGUUAUUGAGAAAUAAAAUAUUUUGUACCAGUAUGCACACUCGGCGUGUUAUACUCAAAUGUAUGAAAUUUUCUAGUGAAAUAAAAUAGAUAAUAUUCACCAGUGUAACAAAUAAGAUUGACCCUAAAAAUAAGAAAUAAUUGUAAUUAAUAUUGGCAUUACUUAUUUUAGUAGUCUUUGGGAUAUUUACUACGAUUGUACUGCCUUUUUGUAUAUUUUUGUUAUUUUUUUUUACUUUUUUAUAUUGUUUUGUUGUUGGUCAAAUUUUUAUUAGGAUCAAAGUUUUUACCAUAUAUUUUCAUAAAUACUUUCCGUAUAGUUUUUGUUUCAAAAACCGAAAAUAUUUAAUAAGUUUCAUUCCAACCUGACGAAAUAACAUAUCAUUUUGGUUUUCCAAAUGUAAAACCCAAAAAUUCCUUAACGCUAGAAUUAGUCUCUUAGGGAAAAUAAUUUAUAAGCAUGAAUUCUAGGGAUCAUAUAUUUUCGGCUUAUCACAACGAAUUUUGAUAUUAUCCCCCAUUUCAUCUUAAUUGAGUAUUGUAAUCAUGAACAAAAUACUUUGUAUUUUAAAUUAAACAUAAUGCUAUUAUUGUACCUUUAUGUCAAGCAUAGUGAAGUAAACUUAAAUUUAUUAUUUAUUACUAGUUUUAUACUAGUCUAAGAGUAUUAUUAUAUGGAGAUAUUUAUUAAGACCUUUAGAAACUACAUUAGUUAAAAUUGUCAUAAUAACUAUAUUAAGCCUAAUUUAAUGAAAUUUAUUUUGUAGCUGAUUGUCUGAUUUAUUGUUUUUGAGAUAAAUAUUCUUUCUGCCCAUUUCCUAGGCAGCAUUAGAAUGUGGCACGCAGUAAGUUUUUGCAUACACAUAUACAUUAGGUAUUAUCACUACAGUAUACCUUGAGAGACAUGAACAUUUGUUGUCAAAUGCGAUCUUCUGGUUUUAGUCCUAGCAAAUUUUACUUGAUCAGUACUCUUUGCAUACAGGCUCGACAAUAAUGGCUUGUGAUUAAUUUUGUUAUGAUAUGUAUAUCGAUCACUUGUAUAAAUUAUUUGUCUGUCAUUGUAUUUUUUUUUAGUUAUUUUGUCUAGUCCGGUUUGAAUUCUUAACAUAUAUAUUCGAAUUAAUUUGAUUGACUUGAUAAAUAUGUGUAUCUUUUAUGAGUAGUUAUGUUGCUUCUGAAAACUGCAGCUCUCGAUAUUAAUUUGAAAAAAUGCACAUAAUUCAAUACAAUAGGUAGGUUACAUAUACGUUUUUAAAUAGCAGCUUAAAAUACUCAAGUAACAAUUAGUAUAUCUUAAUCUUAACUAAUAGUAGCUAUUUCAUUUAGUCUUCCUGGCUAUAGUCCCGGCUGCAUCCUCACCGCUCUGGAGAGAAGGGUAUGCCUUUGACCAUGGAACCUUUGGUUUGGAUUAGUCAGGUUUUUAGACCAAGCCACUCCCGUCUGUCCUCCAUACCCUUUGCAGGGAAACCUAGCCCGUAUUGGAUCGAUCAUGGUUACACAUCCAGUUCCCUGAAUGUGCAGGUUUCCACACGAUGUUUUCCCUUACCAUUAGAGCAUUGGUUUGUAAUCAAAUUAAUGUACAUAACUUCGAAAAUAGUCAUUGGUACAUGGCCGCAUUGAGAUUAGAACCGAUGUCUUGAUGUGCAACCGCCUUAGUAGUUUAAUCCUGAAGUAGUAGUUUAAUUAAAUCCUGAAAAAAAGUGAAUAUUUUGUUAUAGACCGGAAUAUUCACCGAUUAUCCAUAAAAAUAUAACAAUAGUAUUAACAAUUGGCUUGUCCGUAAGUGUUUCGUCGCAAAGGGAACAUAUUAAAAAAAAGUGGUAAUUCGCUUUGAUAGUUCGCUAGAUUUCAUAUACAAUAAAUCUUAUUAAUGUUAGCAAUCGGAAAAGUAAAUCAGGUAAUUGUUUUGUUUUAUAAGUAAUUAUUUUAUGAUAUAAAAUUUCUGAUCGGCCUUGGUAAUGAAUCUUUGAAUUAGUCAACAAAUCUAAUGAUCCUUGCUUGUAAACUCACAAUGUUAUAAUUAUCCUUAGUAAAUAACUUAAUGCUUGAUCCUUAGUAAUAUUAUAAUGUAUAGACAUUAUAAUAGCAAUUGUAUAAAUUGCUUUACCUGAAAUUAUUUGCAGUAAAAGCUUCUUUUUGUUUCAAAACAGGGUUAAUGUAAUAAACAUAACUUCUUUACUAGCAGUGCCAUAAUAAACGAUGCAGCUCAUAUACCAAGCUUAAACAUUUUUUUUUUCAAUUUGAUAAUGCCCAUUUUGUCAGCUGAAAGAUGCAAUAUAAUGUGCUCCAACUUAUAACGUAUUUUAAUGUAGCUACUAAAUUAAGAACUAAUAUAUAAAUGCUCAAAUCUUCUAAUCGGUCUAAAUAAUGUACUUACUUAUCUCAAGCCUUUAUAUGUAUACAAAUUUUGUAGUGUUGUUGGUUUUGUAGGUGUUUUUGUUAUUAAGUAAAACGUACCUUAUUUAUACCUGUCAUUUUCCUGAUAUUUGCCCCGGUUACGUCCUUACGACAUGCAUAGGAAAGAGAUGGAGUAAUCCUAUUCAAAAUCUCCGGAACCACACGGAACCGUUUAUACGUAUUGUAUGUAUAGAAAAAUGUACUACUUAUUUAAUAUUUAUUCCAAUAUUACGCUUACCUUCCGCUAUGUUUACAUUGUUCAUUCUUGUUAUAAAAAAUCUAUGGAAAUCAAAACACAAUAGAAAUUUCGAUUUCUGUAUUUUUUUUUGUGAUAUAUAAACGGUUUGGUAGACAAUGUAAUUUUAUAAUUCAUUUUAGUGCACAGUGGGCUAUAUAGACAAGUAUACAACCUUGAUACGCACUUUUGCACAAAUAUGAAAGUGGUAUACUUUACUUUGUGAUCCACUGUUCAAGCUACGUGUUUAAAAUAAUUUAAUUAUAGGUAGAUGCAAUAAAAUAUAUUCUACUCGAAUAAACAGUAUUGUAUCAUACUCGUAGUUUGAUCAUAUCAUCUGCUUCAAGUUAAGUUUAUUGGAUUGUAUUCAAAACGUAUUAAAUAUUGAACAACGACUUUUUACCAUAGUAAUUAAAUAUAUUGAUUAAAAUAGCUUUUAGUGACAGCUAUACAUUCUCUAUCCAUAGUCGGCCAAGAAUCGACUCACAAAGAUUACUAUGAACUUUGCUACACAUUAAAUUUAGUUAAUCUUAUUAUUGUAAAAUUAAAAAUUAAUAUUCAACGGAGAAACUGUAUAGCCGUCAUUAUAGAACAAUUUAGUGGUACACAAUCCAUUGCGUAUUUUUGUCAGUACAUUGGGCCACAUAGAAAAUUUGGCAAUCUUUGUAUAUUAAGUAUACUAGCGACAGAAAAAGAUGACCUUUUCUUCAAAUCACAAACCCGUUUACUUUUCUCCGUGGUCCACUGUACAUGAGCAUAGAAAUCUGUGUCUGUACGCAGUCCAGGUUCCUGUGUUCCUCAUUGUUUAUUUUCAAGGAUAAUAAUAUUGAAGCAUGGUUAAUGCUUGAAUUGGUAACGUCUUAAGUUUAAUCCAUUCUUUUAAUUCCAAAUAGUAUCAAUAUAUUUUUAAUUACUUAAUUGUUAUUGUUUUCGAAAUUGUCGGCUGUUUGGGACCACGAUAAAAUACUUGCCUCUGUUUCAAAAGAGAUUUGAUAUCCAAUUAGAGUACAAGAGAAAAAUCUUUUCUGACGGAAUUUGGUUUUGGAUGAGAUUGAUAUUUAUUUCAUGAAUACCUAAGCUAUAAAAUAUUAAGUAAGAAUCUAAUAACACAAAUCUCAGUCUUACUUUGGGACUACAUAGCAUAAUUUGAAUGAAUUUCAAAGCCAAGAAUAAUAAAAAUGGUAUUUUUUUUUUAUCUUAUUGAACAAUGUUGUGUUUUUUCUUUUUUGUAUAAGGACUUAAUUGUGAAAACUGCAAGCUUAAAAGGUUACCAACAAGUAUUUCAAUCUGUAUAAAAACUACAAUAAUAUUGAGUAAGUAUCAAAUACAUCACAAACAUAAAUCGCAAUAAACUAGGUAUAAUAAAUAGAACAAAAAUGUAUUCUAGAUUAAUUUACACUAGGUAUUAGAUAUAUACUAUUAGGAGACUCUUAUGUGAUGGUUUUUAGAUUUCUAUUUCAAUCAUUGUGUAAAUACUGAAUAAUUUUACAACACGAUAAUAAAAUAUUCAGAACA